UUUGAAUCGCAUGGUGGACUCGGUCGGCUUCGUGUCUCGUGUGGGCCGGCAAACUGAGAUUUUCGAAAUACGAGUUUUGUGCACGUGUGUGGCAAUUACGAAUCGCCCGAACACCCACCCCGCUCCCCUUUACUCAACUUGCAUUCAUAGCCAUAUUCCAUUUGCCCGCAUUUCCCCGCCGCAAUGUCCAAGCGGACGUCGUGUUGAAAGCGCCCAAUGUAAAUAUGCGCACACAAGCAGCCACAUAAAUUAAAUGCAUUUAAAUCCGCAAAAGAUUCAAACUAAAGUCAAAAUACUACAAUAAUUACGGCACAAUAUUCCCAGCACAAAGCACUCGCACACACACACACACAAGCACGCACACACAAAUACAAAUAUAUAUAGUGUGCCAUUACAGGGAAAUGUGCUGUGGCGACAUCUGUUAUACGACGUGUGUGUGAAUUCCAAUUUCCGCUCGAAGCGCAGACUUUAAGCAACCUUCAUCCGGUUUUUUCAGUUUUUUUUUGUGUUCUGCUCUGUUCUGGGUUUCGAUUGCGUCAUUUUUAAUUAAGUUGUUUCUUUUGCGAAAAUCCCAACCAUUUUGCGGAAGUUUUUGGAGAUUUUUAAAAAGCGCCUAAUCACAGAGUUAAGCUAGCUCGUAAAUGUUUGAUGAGCAGUGGGAAUGAAAGUAAAAACCAACUAUCGGAAAAUAUAAAGGGAAAUUUAAUUAAAACUCAAAAGAAUUCGGAUGAUUAAAAUUGUUGGCACGAAGUAAAGCGCCUGUUGCAAGCAAAACAAAACAACAACAAAUAAUAACAAUAAUAAUUUAUCAUACUUGUAUGCAGUGCGAGGCAUGAAAACUCAUGAAAAUUUCAUAGCUAUGUGAAAACUAUGGGAAAAUGCAUUAAUAAAAUCAUGUGUAAAUAUGGCAACAAUUUGGAUGAAACUGAAAACUGAGCAGCGCUGUCACAACUGCAGCUCCAGAAGCAAAAAACUAAGCAUGGAGGCCACCGACUACGCAGGACUUGCCGGCUGCACAAUGCUCGCCUUUGUUCUAUACUUGAACACAUUAAACGCCGGAUUUGUCUACGAUGACAGGCGCGCCAUCUUGGGCAAUGCGGAUGUAACUGGAGCCGGGCCGCUGGCUCAGCUGCUGCAAAAUGAUUACUGGGGCACACCGCUGACGGACAGCGGCUCCCAUGGCUCCUGGCGUCCGUUGUGCGUGCUGAGCUUUCGUCUCAAUUUCCUGCUGGGCAGCGGUGCUGCCUUUCCAUUCCAUCUGAUCAACCUCCUGCUGCACGGCCUGGCCACCGCUCUGGUCGUACUCGUGGCACGCACCCUGUUGCCCACACGUGCCGGCGUUUGGGCCGCCAGCGCUCUGUUUGCCGCCCAUCCCAUUCACACGGAGGCCGUUGCAGGCGUUGUGGGUCGCGCGGAUUUGAGCGCCUGCGUUUGCAGCCUGUUCGCCUACUUGACCUAUCGCCGCCACAUGCUGCUCAGGGAUUGGCGCUCACUGGCAGUUACACUGCUUGCGGCUUUGGCCGCGCUGCUAUGCAAGGAGACGGCCAUUACGACGCUGCUGCUAUGCGGACUAUGCGACGUGCUGUGCGGACUGGGACUGAAACACGCCGGAGAUGACAAGCACCGUCUGCGCUCUCUGUCCAUUUUAAGCAUUGCUCUGCUCUGCGCCGUGUAUUGUCGCCUCAGCAUUGUGCCACGCCCCACUGUUGCCUUCUCAGCCGCCGACAAUCCGACCGCCCACGAGUCCUGCUGGUGGACACGCACACUCUCCUUUCUGUACCUGCCCGUGGUGAACCUUAAGCUGCUGCUCUGGCCACAAUACCUAAGCUUCGACUGGGGCAUGGAGGCCAUACCGCGCAUCAGGACGCUGUGGGAUUCGCGCAACGUGCUCAGCGCUGGCUUUUAUGCCACGUUGCUGGCCGUGAGCUGCAAGUGUAUACGAUUGCGCUGCAGUGCGCCCAGAUCCUCCAUGGACUAUGCAGCUGUGGCAAGCAUUUCGCUGCCGCUGCUGCAGCGCCUGGGCGGCAACAGCUGCCAGGCAUGGCAUGGACUCGUCUGCGGCUGCCAUCAUCAGCUGAAGCAGCAGCGAUCACCGCAGCAGCCGAGUGCCUCAGUUAUGGGCACAAGCUCAUCUGCCUGCUGCCUCUUCCCAGGCAGCGCGACAUCCGCAUCGGAAUCUGUGCUUGUCAUUUGCAUUGGCUUUUUGGUGCUGCCGUUUCUUCCCGCCUGCAAUUUGUUCUUCCACGUGGGCUUUGUGCUCGCAGAGCGUCUGCUGUACCUGCCCAGCGUGGGCUACUGCCUGCUUCUUGGCCUUGGCUUUGGCAAGCUUUGGCAGCGUCUUAACGGCUCUGCCCACAGACUGUUGCUGCUAAUCUGCCUUGGAAUACUGCUGGUCACCUUUGGCCUGCGCACCGUGCAACGCAACCGCGAUUGGCACAAUGAGGAGCAGCUUUUCCGCAGCGCUGUGGCCAUCAAUCCACCCAAAGCGCUUGGCAAUCUGGGCAGCGUCUUGAGCACCCAGGGACGCUACGAGGAGGCCAGGCUGGCACUAGAGUCGGCCAUUGCAUACCGCCCAAAUAUGGCAGAUGCGCACUUUAAUCUGGGCAUCGUGCAUCAACAGCAGCAAAACUACAGCGCCGCUCUGCCAUGCUACCGUAGGGCCAUAGAGCUACGCCCACAGCUGGCGCUGGCAUAUCUAAAUCUGGCCACAUCGCUCUUGGCCUGGGACAAGGACCGACACGAGGAGGCCGGCGCGAUGCUGCUGGCGGGCGCCAGGCUGCCGGGGCAUGGGGUGCGCGAUCGCAACGCGCACGAGGAGGCGCGAUACAGCGCCUACCUUCAAUUAAGUGCGCUGCAUCGCUCGCGGGGCAGACACCAACAAGCUGUGGAGGUGCUUAACGAGGCGCUGGCAGCGUUGUCCAUGGACAAGCGGAAGCAACGCGCGGUGCUGCAUCAACGCCUGGCGGCAGUGCAUGUCGAGCUGGAGCAGUGGCCGGAGGCCGAGGAGCAACAGCGAUUGGCGCUGCAGCUGCAGCCCGAGGAGGGUGUCGCAUAUGUGUCUUACGGCCAGGCGCUGGCCAGGAAUUGCAGUCGCUAUGCGGAAGCGGAACUGUGGUUCAAACGCGCUGUGGAACUGUCACCCUUGGAGCCCAGCACGCAUCACCAUUACGCUGACUUCCUGGAGCAACAGCAGCGCCCGCAAGAGGCGCUUGGAUAUCGACUGCGUGCCGCUGCUCUGGCGCCUCACAAUUAUGCCCUGCAAUCAGCCGUCGCUGAUGCAAUGCGUCUGCUCAAUCGCCUCGCCGAGGCGGAGUUGUGGUACCGUCAGGCAGCUGCUCUGCAUCCGCAGGCGGCGCACGCACACGCCAAUCUUGGCGCCAUUCUGCAAAUGCGCGGCCAACGGCAGCAGGCGGUAGAGUGUUACCGCAGGGCGCUGCAACUGCAGCCGGGGCAUGCCACAAGUCGCGCUAAUCUAGCCAAAAUGAAUGUCAACAUCGAUGCAAGCACGUAGCAGCGGCUCAUGCCGAGGCUCUAUAAGUACUAGAAAUAAUCGGUAAUACUUCAGAUUUGCCAAUCAACAAGAAAGGAUAAAAGCUAAACGGGAAACUAACAAACAUAAGAACAUACGAUAGAUAGACUAUAUUUAAUUAAUUAUAUAUAUAUAUAUAUAUAUUUAACUAAACAUGAAUGUUAUC
Molecule: messenger RNA, 3695 nt
Organism: Drosophila montana
Lineage: Eukaryota; Metazoa; Arthropoda; Insecta; Diptera; Drosophilidae
Gene: Tmtc1
Product: Transmembrane O-mannosyltransferase targeting cadherins 1
Exons: 9
Coding region: 905-3511 (868 amino acids)
Biological process (GO): protein O-linked glycosylation via mannose
Cellular component (GO): endoplasmic reticulum membrane
Molecular function (GO): protein binding; mannosyltransferase activity
Source: RefSeq, a predicted model, not a curated record